Apis florea (little honeybee) is the source of this 2518-nucleotide messenger RNA. RefSeq names its product ATP-dependent RNA helicase Ddx1 (gene Ddx1). Lineage: Eukaryota; Metazoa; Arthropoda; Insecta; Hymenoptera; Apidae. Gene Ontology annotation, molecular function: nucleic acid binding; ATP binding; RNA helicase activity. The record is from RefSeq and is a predicted model, not a curated record.
CAUCGAAUAUCUAGAUAUCUCUAGACACAUCUGAUCAUUUUGUACAAAAGUACCGGUGUAAUACUCUCUUUAAUGGCAUAUCUUUAAAUUUAAUCUAUAUAAAAGACAUAAAUUAAAACUAGAAAAAUGACAGCAUUUGAAGAAAUGGGUGUCUUGCCUGAAAUUGGAAAGGCAGUUGAUGAAAUGGAAUGGACAUUACCAACUGAUGUCCAAGCUGAAGCAGUUCCAUUAAUUUUGGGUGGUGGAGAUGUAUUAAUGGCUGCAGAAACUGGUAGUGGAAAAACUGGUGCAUUUUGUUUACCAGUUUUGCAAAUUGUAUGGGAAACUCUAAAAGAUUUUGAGUCUGGUAAAAUGAGCAGUAGUUCUAGUGGCCAUCAUCAACCUUCUGCACAUUGGGCAUUAAGUUUAUUUGAUAGAGGUAGAGCAUUAGCUGUAACUCCUGAUGGUUUAAGAUGUCAAAGUCGUGAACAGAAAGAAUGGCAUGGUUGUAGAGCAAACAAAGGAAUUCAAGGAAAAAAUAAAUAUUUUUUUGAAGCUAUAGUAACUGAUGAAGGAUUAUGUCGUGUAGGCUGGUCUACAUCUCAAGCUUCACUAGAUUUAGGAACAGAUAAAUUUGGUUUUGGUUAUGGUGGAACUGGUAAAAAAUCAAAUGCAAAACAGUUUGAUAAUUAUGGAAAAUCUUUUGGAAUGCAUGAUGUAAUUGGAUGUCUUCUGAACUUAUCAAAAGGUGAAAUUAGUUUCACAUUAAAUGGAGCAGAUUUAGGCCCAGCAUUUACAUUAAACGCACAACAAAAGUCACAGACUUUUUAUCCAGCUGUAGUAUUAAAAAAUGCAGAAAUGUCAUUCAAUUUUGGAGCACAACCAUUUAAAUAUCCUCCUCCAAAUGAUUAUAUAGCUGUUGCUUCGGCACCUAAAGAAGCUAUAAGAGAGAAUUCUAUAAAUAGUAACCAAACUCAAAGCAAAGAAAAUGGCAAACCUAAAUGUAAUGCUCCUCAAGCUAUAAUUAUGGAACCUUCAAGAGAACUUGCAGAACAAACCUACAAUCAAAUACAAAAAUUUAAAAAAUAUUUGAAAGAUCCAGUUAUUAGAGAAUUGUUAGUUAUUGGCGGAGUUAGUGUAAAAGAGCAAAUUUCUGUAUUAAAUUCAGGUGUAGAUAUAAUAGUUGGAACACCAGGACGUCUAGAAGAUUUAAUACAAGGUGGCUAUUUGUCUUUAACACAUUGCAGAUUCUUUAUUUUAGAUGAAGCUGAUGGUCUAUUGAAACAAGGUUAUACGGAAUUAAUCGAUCGUUUGCACAGACAGAUACCAAAAAUUACAUCAGAUGGAAAAAGAUUGCAGAUGAUUGUUUGUUCUGCAACUCUACAUGCUUUUGAAGUAAAAAAGAUGGCGGAACGUUUGAUGCAUUUUCCAACAUGGGUAGACUUGAAAGGUGAAGAUGCAGUUCCCGAAACAGUGCAUCAUGUUGUUGUAAUAGUAGAUCCACAAAAAGAUAAAUCUUGGCAUAAUUUACGAAAAUGUAUAGAAACUGAUGGUGUCCAUAGUAGAGAUAAUAUAAGACCCGGAAAUAACAAUCCUGAAACACUUUCAGAGGCUGUAAAAAUAUUAAAAGGUGAAUACUGUAUUCGUGCCAUCAAGGAGCAUAAUAUGGACAGAGCCAUUAUAUUCUGCAGAACUAAAUUAGAUUGCGAUAAUUUGGAACGAUAUUUGAAACAAUCUGGUGGAAACCAAUUUUCAUGCGUAUGUUUGCAUGGCGACCGAAAGCCUGCAGAACGUAAAUCUAAUUUAGAGAAAUUCAAAAGACAAGAAGUGAAAUUUUUGAUAUGUACAGAUGUUGCAGCUAGAGGAUUAGAUAUUUCAGGAUUGCCUUUCAUGAUUAACAUAACUCUACCUGAUGAAAAAUCAAACUAUGUACAUCGUAUAGGUAGAGUUGGUAGAGCUGAACGAAUGGGUCUAGCCAUUUCGUUAGUUAGUAAAGUUCCUGAAAAAGUAUGGUAUCACGGUGAAUGGUGUUCUUCUCGUGGACGAAAUUGUUACAAUACUAAUCUUACUGACAAGGGUGGUUGUUGCAUUUGGUACAAUGAACCGAAUUACUUGGCUGAAAUUGAAGAUCAUUUAAAUAUCACAAUUCAACAAGUUGAUCCAGAUAUGAAAGUUCCAAUGAAUGAUUUCGAUGGAAAAGUUAUAUAUGGAGAAAAAAGAGCGACAAUGGGUUCCAAUUAUCAAAAUCAUGUUCAGCAAAUGGCGCCUUAUGUGUCCCAAUUAUCCUCUUUGGAAUCUAAAGCACAAAUUUGGUAUCUAAAAAGACAUUUGGUGAAAACGGCGAAUUAAAAUGAUUUACACAUGAUUAUAUGAGAAACUUACUUACUAUGUUCUAAUUUAAUUUAAUCCUAUCUUCAUAUAUUAUGCUUUAAUAUAUUAUACUAGUGUUUGAAUAGUCUCUUAAUAUUUAUAAAUAUAGUAUACUUCCAAGUGUAAUAUAUAAAUUUGUUACAAUUAAUAUAACAUAUUACUUCACGUA